This is a messenger RNA of Acaulospora morrowiae, 558 nucleotides long. Lineage: Eukaryota; Fungi; Glomeromycota; Glomeromycetes; Diversisporales; Acaulosporaceae. The record is from the annotation of a GenBank genome assembly.
AUGGAAUUCCCCAACUAUUACGAAAUCCUCGAAGUUGCUGAAAAUGCCACCGAAGAGGAGAUCCGCGAGGCUUACAAAAAGAAAGCACUAGAAACACACCCAGACAGAUAUGCUCCAGGUGCUCAUGACUCCGCAAUAAACCCCUCACUUACACAAGAGGAAGCGAAGAUCCAUUUUCAAAAGGUGGCAGACGCAUAUUAUGUGCUCAGUGAUUCAACGCGAAGGUCUCAGUAUGACGCCGUAAGAGCUAAAAAACAGCAAGCUGCAUCGUGGACAUUACGUCAAACAGAUCCAAAUCAAUUAUUUGGUAAUGUGUUUGAAGAGAUGUUAAGACCUGAAGUUGAAAAUCCACACUGGUUUUAUGCUCCAGUGGGUGCGAUUGCAGGAGGGGCAUUGGGAUUCAUUUUUGGUAACGUUCCUGGUCUAAUGUUGGGAGCUUACGCUGGAAAUAAGCUGGGAGCCGUCAGAGACGCCAAAGGAGUAUCCGUUUACGAAGCAUAUUCAAGACUCUCUGGUAAUCAUAAAGCUGCAAUAUUAGCAGCAAUUGCGGCUAAAAUG